Molecule: messenger RNA, 8473 nt
Organism: Cheilinus undulatus (humphead wrasse)
Lineage: Eukaryota; Metazoa; Chordata; Actinopteri; Labriformes; Labridae
Product: copine-3-like
Exons: 15
Coding region: 4347-6014 (555 amino acids)
Biological process (GO): ERBB2 signaling pathway; cellular response to calcium ion
Cellular component (GO): plasma membrane
Molecular function (GO): receptor tyrosine kinase binding; calcium-dependent phospholipid binding
Source: RefSeq, a predicted model, not a curated record
ACUACAUAUUAAAAUCUUAACUUGGCAUUUCUUCAUGCUCGCUGUCAAAGUAGAUGUACAAGUUAACUUUUACAUAGCUUUCAUCGACUUGUGUGACUGACAUGUACGUAAUGUUACACUUUCUACGUAUCAUAUGACCGUUAGCUUGUCAAACCGUGAAUGGGCGUUGAUCGUAACGUUAGACGAGCCGUUACACAUUUACACACAGUGUGACAAGCGUAAAUGUUAAUGGCCUUUCAAGCAACAGCAAGAAAUUAAGUACGUUACUUUCCUGUUCAUUAUGUUAACUAGGUUGAAAAGUAGCGUGAUAUUAUAUUUAUUUCACACGUCAUGAAACACGCUAAGUGCAUCACCUUUAUCCUUAAUUAUCGUUUAGCUACUUUAUUUGUUCAUUAAUGUAUCAUAAAAGGCCUAAUCAGUUUAGGACUGCUCCAUGUACUGUAUCGUCAAACUCAGUUCACACUUACGGCAGUUUGCUGCGGAUGCCGCCGCCCAGUGCACUGUUUGGCAGCACUCUGUGCCUUACAAAGCUGUAAUCUGACGGAAAAUUACAUUUUAUCAGACUACUUAAUUUUCCGAAUUAACAAAAUGAGCCUUAGGACUCAGUAUGUAUUUAAUAGGAAAUGUUUCUCAGUGAUAUUUACUAAUGAGUCAGAAAUAAAAUAUUUGUGUUAUUUUUUAAAUGGAGUUUGGUGUGUGGUUUAGUCCUCCUCAUAGCCUGAACAUACCUGGGUGUGAAGACAUGGGAAAUUGGCCAGAUCAUGUUAACUUCUGCUUAAGUAUUGUAGCAAAUGGCAAAUGUUUAUUAAGAAAAAAUGACUCAAUGUUAAAGUCAUGACUUCAGUUGGCUGAAAAAAGUCAACACACCUCUCAGAACUUAAAAGGUGUUUGUUAUUUAACAAAGCCAAGAUGACUCAUUUCAAAACUUACUCUCACAUUUAAUAUCACAUUAUUGGGACAUAUAAUAUGUAAAUUAAAAUUGAAAAACAAGCAAAAAGUUUCUAUUUGGAGGGGGAAACGGUUGCAUAUUGUUAGCCUCAGAAAAAAAGAAAAAACAAAACAAAACAAAUUUUGGCAAACAGGAUGUUUUUUUUAAAUUUAUACUGUAACAGUAAGUUCUACCACAUAUGUGAACAAGUUUCUUAAACAAGAAAAGCCACAACAAGGACUACAUAACAAAUGAAAGUGACUCAAUAGAUAAUGAAGAUUAUAAUUAAUUUGAUGACUUAGGUAUAUCGUGAUUAUUGACUGUAACAACCACUCUGAUUGGCUGAGGAUAUAGGCAAUAAGGCACAAUGAAUCAACAGCAUUAGGAGAGUAGUAUUAGGCAGAUAUCACAAUUUGGCCUGAUUUGGUUUAGACUGUAUUAUAACAAUCAUUCUUGUUGGAAUAGGAGUGGCAUAUCUCACUUAGGCACACUUCCUUGCAGAAGCACCCAAAAUUGUCUGAUUGCAAAAACAUUUCCUUUGCAAUUGAGAUGCACUGACUUUAAAAAUCAGGGCCAAGGCAGAUGCUUAUAAUCACAACAUUUAUUUCAUUUAGGGCUGAAAUGAUUCUUCAAGCAGUGAGAGUCACUUGAUUACAAAAAAUCUUUGAGUCAAAUUAUCUGUGACUAGGCGUGGCUUAAGUUUGGGCAUUGCGCUGUGUGUUGCAUGGUGUGCUGUGUUUUGCAUGGAUGGUUUUAUUAAUAUUAUUAUUAUUUUUUAAACCUUUAUUUAACCAAAAAAAAACAUUGAGAUUGAGAUCUCUUUCACAAGAGUGAUCUGACCAAGAGGACAGCAACACACGUCAUAAUAUUUGUGGAACAAUGCACUUGUUUUCGUGUAGCUAAUGUGCAGUAAAGAUGAUGCAAGGUGUGAAAAUCAUCAAGGAGGAAUGAGAGAAGAUGAUACAGUGAUGGCAAAAGCUAUGCUUCACAACAGAUAAACAUCUGCUGCUGAUGCCGGCUCACAGCCACAUUAUCUGCUGAUGGGAGAUGUUUGUCAAAAGGGCUAAUACUGGCCAACACUGAUGUUAAAUCUUGUGUGCAUCCCAGAGUUUUCACUUGACUUUUUGCUGUCAUUUUGACAGACAUGGUCAAAAUUUGAUCAUACCAUUUUUUACAAUCUUUACUUUUGACUUUCUCUCUUUAAUAGUUUUUAUAUGAUGAUGAAAGAUUACCUGUUUGAUAGAAUUCAUAUUAACAAAGCACCCUUUUCACAAUAUUCUAUACAAAGAACAGUCUUUGAGGUUAUACAUGUUUUUUAUCACAUGGAGAGAAAAGAAUAAAACCACAGCACAGUGUUAACUUCUCAUGUAAUUUUUCACACCAUGAAAAUGGAGCACAAUCCCUGUCCUCCAGCAAGCAAAAUGAGUUGUGCCAUUUAAGAUAUUUCAGAUUCAUACAACUUUAUUUAUCCCAAAGAGCAAUUCAGUUUCUGCAGUCUUCCAAGACCGUACAAAUAUUUAUAAACAGCAACAACAGGAAAUGUCAGAGACAGUAAUAAAUAAAUCACCAGUACAUAGACGAUGAUGCUCGUUGGCACGCAGACCCCCUCAUGUGGCCCCUUUUAGAAUGACACACCCAGUGUCUGUCAGGCAAGAUUAAAAUGCAUGUUUAAGAAUAACAGCAGGCAAAAGAAAAAAAAGAUACACUAAGAUGACAUUAUAAGUCUACAGUCAGAAUGUGUGAAAGAGCCACCAGCACAAGAACACAGUUUAGACCACUCAGGAAAACACAAGUUUUCAAUCAUGACACUACUAUCAAGGUUUUACAGUCUGAUGGCAGAAGGAAUGAAAGCUCUAAAACAGCAGUUUGUGCUCCUACAGGGCUUUAUAAAGUGGCGGCCUGAGGGCAUUGAAGUAAACUAAGAGGACAGGAUAUGGUCACAAUGGAGAAUUAUUCCUUUAACUUUUUGGACCGCCUGUACUUCUCUCACAAAGAACACAGAUCUCUCUGCUGGAAUCCAAUUAUUUUGAAGCACUGAUAUCAAUAUUUAGUAGUUUGAAGAACACAGCUGAUUCACAAGUUGUUAAAAGGCUGCCCUGUAGAGCCCUGUAUGUUAAUGCCUGCUCUGCUGGAUGUCUGACCAUUACCAGGCUGAAGAAAGGUGUGACAGAAGAUGUCAGCAUCUGCACAACUUUUGUCCAUUCUUGUCAAAUGGUCAGUCUUAAGAACACUGCAUUCUAUUUAAUAAAUUACAAUAAUGAAACUAGAAGGGACAAUUUGAUGUGACAGUCACAUCCUCCUCAUCAUGCACAAUGGCUCUGUCUGCACACAUGUGGAGGAGCUGACAGCUACAGACUGAUUUAACUACUAAGUUAACAGUGCUGAAAAAGUGGCCUAUAACAGACUUUAUUUAGGCUAAGCAUCAUUUAUGAAGUCAUACCUCUGAUCCCUGGAAAAUUUACGUGUGCGAUCUCAUAAAUACUAGAGAGCACUCAACCUGCUCUCAUCACCAUUAUUUACCCUUCAAGAGGCUGUCACUCUUUGUGAUCAGGUAGAUUGAAUAUGAAGAGAACAUUAUUUUCAAGAAAUAAAUGUGAAAUGGCUCAGCCUCUUUGUGCAGGUGAUUCUUUGCAGUGGCCUGCAUCAAGAUACAUGCAAAAUAUUCAGAAUAACUAUGUCUUCAAUUUAAAAUCAAAGCCACCAUUUAGUAGACAGUGUAUAAAGUUUGUACAAUGUGCUCAUUGCUUAAAACGCUGCACAACGUUUGAAACAUGCUGACCUUCUUCACCACAACAUCAGCGGUGUCCCUCUGUAACUGAUGUGCUCGGACAUCUCUAGCCCGGCCCCUCCGUUCACUUUAAACACUCAGAAAGUGACGUGGGUUCAGUAAGCUACAAUAUCAAACUCAGGCUGGGAUAAAACCUGUUUAUCACAGGAAUACUUUGUGAUAUUUAAAAACCUCCAUCAUGGACCAUCUGUGCAAACUAGAAAAGGUCUAUCUAUGGGAGUGUGAUGGCAUGCAGGGUCAUUCUCAUUAUUCCAGUUUGGUCAAGUGAUGAACAGCCUUGAAAAAUUUCUGUCAAAGAUGGAGAUUUUUCUGUGAAUUCAACCUGUUUGGGUGACCCUGUUCUGUACAGCCAUCUUCAGAUGACUCCACAAAUUUUCAAAAGGAUUUAGGUCUGGGCUCUGCUUGGGCCUUUCCAGAACACCAGUCCUUCUCGCAGAUGCCUCCAGGCUGUGUGCCAAAACUUGGCUGGUAUUUGGAACUUAGGUCCUGACAUUAUAACUGCCUGCUGGACCAGAUGAAGAUUGAGAGAGUCCAGUCCAGCUGAUUUCAUGCUAUAUUAUAUAUAUAUAUUAAAAGUCUGUCUUUAUGUGUUUCAUUUGGUGUGUUUGAGUGCAAGUUGCUGAGGCUGUGAUGGCGGCAGCCGGAAUCCCAGGCUCAAGGGCCACUGACUGUGUGACGAAGGUGGCAAUUAGCAUCGCCUGCGAGAAUCUGCUUGACAUGGAUACUUUCUCAAAGUCGGACCCGUUGUGCGUGCUCUUUAUGACCAGCUCAUCAGGACCUCAUUGGACUGAGAUUGGCCGGACAGAGAAAAUCCAAAACUGCCUUAAUCCAAAGUUUUCCAAGACUUUUGUCAUCGACUACUACUUUGAGAUGGUGCAGAAGCUUAAAUUCGAAGUCUAUGACAUUGAUAGUGAAAACUGCAGUCUGCGCGAUGCUGAUUUCCUGGGAGAACUGGAGUGCACCUUGGGACAGAUUGUGUCCUCAAGAAAACUAACCAAGCCACUGUUAAUGAAAGACAAAAGACCAGCAGGACGAGGAACUAUUACUGUAUGUGCAGAGGAAAGAACAGAUAACAGGGUGGUGGAAUUUGAAGCCUCAGCUAGGAAACUGGAUAAAAAGGAUUUCUUUGGCAAGUCUGACCCUUUCCUGGAAUUUUAUAGGCAGACAGAGACUGGAUGGCAGCUGGCACACAGGACAGAGGUGGUGAAAAACAAUCUAAACCCAAAUUGGAGACCAUUCCGUAUCCCGCUGCAAUCCCUCUGUGGAGGUGACGUGGAGAAACCCAUUAAGGUGGAUUGUUUUGACUACAACAACAGCGGAUCUCAUGACUUUAUUGGAUGCUUUGAGACAACACUUGUACAAAUACAGCAGGCAUCACAAACAUAUGCUGCUGAGUUUGACUGCAUCAACAGCAAGAAGAAACAAAAGAAGAAAGGAUAUAAAAACUCCGGUGUUAUCAUUAUAAAAAAGUGCCAGGUUGUAAAGGAGUACACGUUCCUGGAUUACAUAAUGGGUGGCUGCCAGAUCAACUUCACUAUUGCAAUUGAUUUCACUGGCUCUAACGGGGAUCCAAGUACCCCUCAGUCUUUGCAUUACAUCAACCCUCAUGGCUUCAAUGAAUACCUGGCUGCUAUCUGGGCAGUGGGUAACGUCAUCCAGGACUAUGACAGUGACAAGAUGUUUCCUGCCUUUGGAUUCGGAGCUAAGAUCCCGCCUACGAUGCAGGUCUGUCAUGAGUUCCCCAUUAACUUCAACCCAUCAAACCCGUUUUGUGCAGGUAUAGAGGGUGUGGUCCAGGCCUACCAGCAGUGCCUUCCCCAGGUGAGGCUUUACGGUCCCACAAACUUCUCCCCAAUCAUCAACCAUGUUGCCUGUUUCGGCAGGCAGGCUAUCCAGCAAAAUACUGCCUCUCAAUACUAUGUGCUGUUGAUCAUCACUGACGGAGUGAUCACUGACAUGGACGAGACUCGCAAUGCCAUCGUCAAUGCCUCCCAACUGCCCAUGUCCAUAAUCAUUGUCGGGGUUGGGGGAGCCGACUUCAGCGCCAUGGAGUUCCUGGAUGGAGAUGAUGGGAUUUUGCGCUCUGCUACAGGACAGGCUGCCAUGAGAGACAUUGUGCAGUUUGUUCCUUUCAGGCAGUUUCAAAAUGGUCCUCAGGAAAUUCUCGCUCAGAGCGUGCUGGCUGAAGUUCCCGGCCAGGUCACGGGCUUCUUCAACACUAUGAGACUGGGACCGCCUAACAGCAACACUCCUCCACUAGAGAUUUCAGCAUCUGCACCUCCGAGUGAUGCAUCCUGACUUGGACCAACCCCUCUCUUUAGCGCACUAGUAACUGCAUAUGCACAAACACUCAAUCUUUUAUUGAUAUUUUAUUAUUAUCUUAUAUAUGCAUGUAGCCUUCAGUCAUGUUCUUAUUUGUUAUUACCAACAGUAUGACGCAUAGUGCACUGAUAUCAUCAAAUGUGUCCUAGCAUCUACUAAUAAGCACUAAACAUAAAAUAUGAUGUGACUUCUACACAUAGUCACUGUCUCAAGUGCCAGACAUUUUUUACAUUAAAAAUUUGUAUAUUUGAUUAAUCGGAAGAAUAAUUAUUUGAAACAAGUGUUACUUAACACAAGCUUUUUUUUUUUGAAAACCCGAGGCAGCUAACAUCAGCCUUUUCAUUAACAAUAUGUCAAGUCUUUUUGACAUAUGCACCCCUGAAAGUUUCUAGAAAAUCUAAAGACACCUUUCCUUAUCUCCUCAUCUUUCCUGUUUACUGAUGCAGCUCACAGUGGGUGGGGAUGUAGCUCACCCUAAAAAUUUCAGAAAUUUUCUGCAGUUCUGUGCAUUUUUGAAAACACCUUAACAUCUGCUGAACUCUGCUGAAUUUGCUCCUCGUGACCCUUUUAGAUUCCCUUCAGUUUCUCCCUGAAGCUGAGUAUACACUGUGUUAUUUCAGACUUAUUUCAACCCAAUUUGAUUUUAAAGUCAAGCAGAAUCUUACACUAACACGAACAUGCUUUGCUAGCUCAGUCUUAUAAUAACUAAGGUAAUGUGUGGAGAAUGAUGUCUUUUUCAUGAACAAAUUAAGCCAUAACUGUCUUGAGUUUUUCAUGUAUUAGCAAGUAUAGGUGCCAUGCAUCCUGCAUGGGUACAAAGCUGAUGGAGGGGACAGGAGUAUUUAGACUGAUGUUUCUGUGUGAAAAGUAAAAAAAGAAUACAAGGUAAUCUUUUCCACAAUUCGCAGCAUGAUUUUAUCUAACUUAAUAUUCUGCUUUGAACAAAUGUUUGCUGGCAUUUACAGCAAAAUUACAUUUCCCAUUUCACAUUUACCUGCUUGGCAUGUCCAACCGUUUGCAAUUUGAAGAAGUGGAUCACAGACAACAUCAUCAGACCUUGAUUUUUAUAUGUGACUGCUCUGUGUAGACAGGUGCUACCUUUGCCAGGGACAUUCCCUAAAGGUCCCGUUCAUUGCAAAUCUAUGGUCUGAACCAGGCUUUAGUUGAGCAGAAAUCAUUGGCAAUCAUCGCCUAUCAUUGUAUUAUAGUUGGUAUAUGCCUUUAGGAACGAGCAUGAAUUCCCCUGUAAUUCAGAUGAAGUCCCAAGACUUCCUUUUCAAUGUAGCAUUUAUGUCUGUAACGUAAUUGCUGUCAUUUAUUUGUCCAAAACAUCCCGGAGUACCAUCGUAUUAGUUCAACAGCAGAAUGUCCAUAAAACAGCAGCUUUUCUCAUGCUCACGUUGGCAGUAUGAGCCUAAAAUGUCAUGUUCUGAUGUGUUUCUGGAGGUAGGUAGUAGUAAUCACCAAGCACAUGAACUGGAGUACUUAUAGAUCUGACUUCUGCCUUCAUCUGUGGGGGAAUUCAAAGGAAACUGUACUGGCAACUGUGGGUCAGUGGUUGAGUUGCUUUAAUUAUGUUCACCAAUUCACAACAAUGAUCUUUCCUGAUUUAACACAUACAGUGUGAGCACAUAAUUCAUGAGCUUUGUUCACAUCAGAAAUAAUGUAUUCGCUUAGUGUGACCUGAUGUUCCACUACAGUAAUUUCAUAAUCAUACAGUAUAUUCUGACCUAAAAACAAUCAUCUUUUGUUAGUUUUCAUGCUUACAAAUUUCUCUCAUCAAUGAAGAAUACCUCUUUUAAAUCAUGGACAAAUCUCUGGGUGCAGAAAAACAAUUCGGACUUGUUUACAUACCAGAUGCCUACACAGUGGAUCAACAGGUUUGUUUAAAUGAAAAUCUCCAGUAGCUUUACACAGCAGGAGCUUUAAUAUUGUGUCUGUGCUGUCUUUUUUUUACCUUAAUCAGUUUCUUUUUUUUAAAUGCAGUUAUUUAAUUGAAUAACAGACUUUUUAUAAUGCAUGCAAAGGGGAUACCUGGAAACAAUUCUUAUCAAUUACUGCAUGUUUACACUUCUCUAUGUUAGAUAUUUACAAUGUCUUAAAAAAAAAAGAAAAAAAAACCUUCAACCUCACACUCGACCAGACUGUUAAGAAAAUUACCUGAUAUAUUUCACUAAAUGUCAAAGUAUUAUUGUGUUUUUUGUUUUUUUUUUGCACCAAUGACAUUGCUUUGUAUAAAGCAGGGGUCUUGUAUACCAGUCUUUGUCAUACAGUAGAUUAUGAUCUGACCAGUAUUUGAUGUAAAUAUGAUUUUACAAAAGGAAGAAAAUCGCCAGCUUUUACUACAUUAUGUUAAAGACUAUUAUUUGAAAGAUGUGUGUUUAUGUUUGUACUGCUGCCUUCUGUCUACUGACAUUAAAAAUCUAUAUGUAUUU